Messenger RNA from Aegilops tauschii subsp. strangulata, 1015 nucleotides. RefSeq names its product transcription factor BHLH6. Gene Ontology annotation, biological process: regulation of DNA-templated transcription. Gene Ontology annotation, cellular component: nucleus. Lineage: Eukaryota; Viridiplantae; Streptophyta; Magnoliopsida; Poales; Poaceae. Gene Ontology annotation, molecular function: transcription cis-regulatory region binding; DNA-binding transcription factor activity; protein dimerization activity. The record is from RefSeq and is a predicted model, not a curated record.
AGCCCAUGCAUGCAUGCCCCGCUGCCCAGCGACGUAGAACAGACACAUGCACGAGAAUAAAUAUCAGAGAGAGAGAGAGAGAUAGAGCAAAGCAGAGCAAUGGAGUCCGACAUGGAGGUGAGCUUGGAUUUCUCUUGGGAGACGCCUAGCUUCUUCGAGCUCUGCGACGCAGAUAGCAUGCACCUUCCGGCUGAGGACUCUCUGUCAUGUCUGUACGAGGACUCGAUGAGCUCGCCGGAGGGCGCCAGCUCGGGGCUGACGAGGAGGUGGGCUGGCAGGAACAUGCUCAACGAGAGGGACAGGCGCAUGAGGCUCAACGAGAAGCUCUACGCCAUUCGCGGCGUCGUUCCAAACAUCACUAAGAUGAACAAGGCCUCCAUCAUCCAGGACGCCAUCGCCUACAUCGAGGAGCUGCAGGAGCAGGAGCGCCAGAUUCUCGCCGCCCCCGGAACCGACGGCGGCGCCGCCGUGGUCCAGGCGGAUUCGACCGUGGACGACGGCAUCGGCUCCCCGCCACGGAAGAUUAGGAGGACUACCUCCGCCUCCUCCAUCUGUUCCCCUGCCACCCAUCCCGUCCAAAUCCUCGAGCUAGAGGUGACGCAGGUGGCGGAGGAUCUGGCAGUGGUUAACGUGAGACAUAGAAAAGCGCAGGAGGCCAUGGCGAAGGUGUAUGGGGUGCUCGAGUCGCUCUGUCUCAAUGUCAUCACGGCAAGUGUGACCGUCGUGGCCGACAACAUUGUCCACAACAUGUUCAUCGAGACGGAUGGAAUUGAUUGUGCUCAAACGAUCAAGGAGAUGGUACAGUCUCACUCGGUCAUCUCAAUGUGAGAAGAAGAUCACUGAAGUCCAUGAAUCCCUGAUGAAGAUUAGAUGUUGAAAAGGAUGCACAAAUUGGCAGACCAAUUACCUACACCUGGUUCAAUUUCACUCUCAUACUAUAGUCAUCUUCAAAUAAUGUGACAACAGUUGAAACUAACUAUAUGGCUGAAGAAAUAGACGUGUUUUAUGGACUUAA